GUCAUAAUUAUGAGAUUUAAAGUCAUAAUAACGAGAUAAAAAAGUCAUAAUAAUGAGAUUUAAAGUCAUAAUUACGAGAUUUUCGACGGUUAGCCUGCCCCCUGACCUCACUUCCUUCAAGUUCGAAAUCGGCACGACAGAGCGGCACGCGCUACUAGGCUACCAGUCGGCGCCAUCAUUUCGGACCUGAGGCUGAUGAACCUGCAAGUCAUCACUUCUCUCGGUCAUCCUCCUAUUCGCAAGGCGAAACAGCAAGGAUGGAUGAGUUGUGCGAGUUCUUGAGGUCGCGGAAUGUACCAGAAGAAAACAUAAAGCAACUGGAAAACGAUAAGAUCGAUCCCAAUGUCCUCCUGCUCAUGAACGACGACCAGUUAACCGAGUAUCUACCAUCAUAUGGAGACCGACUGGCUGUCCUUGGAUAUUGCAGAUUGAAGGGGAAGAAUCCUGUUGCCCGCAAAUCAAAACUUUUUGAGCGACUGAAAGCCAAGUUAGCAAAAAGUGACGAUCGUGAACACUUGUCUGAGAAGUUACCAUGUCAAAAUGCUCAGAAGAAAGAGCGUAAAAUUGAAAUUGGCUGGUUGAAUUUCCGUGACGGGAAAUUCUUACAAAUGAGGGCCAAAAAGGGGGGCGGGACCAGGAAAAUCUCUGUGUCCAAGAAUUGUUGUAAAGAUCAGUUAAUUGAACAGGCCAAAAACCUGUUUUUCCCUGGUCAGAAAAAUGCAGAAGGAAAUGUUCAAGAUUUUGCGAUUGAACUAACUGAUUUUCAGGAGCGCCCGUUAGAUCCCCUGACUACAGUUGGGGAUCUUUAUGAAGUAACAAAGCUGCCCAUUUUACGCUUUUACUUAGCAACAACCAAGAGGGAUGGUUGCAGUGAGAAUCAGCUUGCAGCCUCACCCAACCCCCCUAGGCCUAGUUUACCUCUAGCUGAAGGUCAGGAAACCGCAGAUGUGGUAUAUGCUAGUAGCAGCAAUGUCCUGUCUGAUACAAACAGUGAUCCUGAGCCCUUCGAUUGCUCCACUGUUGAAAUGACAGAUUGGGCUAGUGUGAGCGAAGUUGAUGCCGCCAAUGCUGUAGAUGACUUUGAGAAUAGUGGCACAGUUACCUUUUUCCAAGGACACCUACAUGAUCUGGACUGGGUUAGCCUUGAUGAUACCUUACAAACGUCUCCUCGGGCAUCAAGUUCAUCUACUCCGACCCUAGAUAUUGCUCAUGUGCCCAUUGAUCAGAGUGAAAGAACAAAGAGAAUAAUUGUUGUUCACCGUGGGCAGAUCCUGAGAGAACUAAUCACACAUUUUUUGGACGCGAGUGUCAUGCGAGAUGAUGUUUUCAUCCAAGUAAUUCUUCCCAAUGGAAGUUUGGAAAUGGCAGUUGAUGAAGGUGGCGUGUUAAGGGAUGUGCUAACUGAAUUUUGGCUGGACUUUUAUGAGCAAUGCACUUUAGGAAAUGCUUUCAAGGUGCCUUUUCUACGCCAUGAUUUUGGUAAGCAGCAGUGGGAAAGCAUUGGCAGAAUAAUAGCAAUGGGUUGGCAAAAAGAGAAGUACCUGCCUAUAAAAAUAGCCCCAGUAAUUUUGGAGAAAGUUGCCCUGGGAAGUGUGAAGAGUAGUCUUGUUGACUGCUUCCUGAAAUAUGUCACAGAGUCAGAGAGAUUGGUGUUUGAAUCCUGCCGUUCAGAUUUUGAAAGUGUGGAUCAGGAAGAAUUGAUUGAAGUAAUGGAUCUCCACAGCUGUCGAAGAAUGCCAACCGCUGAUAAUAUUGAACAGCUCUUGGAGGAGCUUGCCCACCAAAAGCUGGUUCAAGAACCCGCCUUUGUCCUAGAGCAGUGGAGCAAGGUGCUUGCACCCUUUAGGUCAGAUUUGGAAGGCAUUUCAGAAGCGUAUGUAAAUCUUCAUCCAACACUGAGGAAGGUGAUUAGGUCUAUCUCUUACCCCACUACUAUGAACGACCAGCAGAAGAACAUAGGAAAGCAUCUUAGCACUUACCUUAGAGAAUCUGACGCACAGCACCUGUCUCUAUUCCUUCGGUUUUGCACUGGCUCUGAUUUGUUUCUUGGUAAGACCAUUACUUUGAGCUUCACGAAUUUGCAAGGUAUGCAGAGACGGCCCAUCGCCCACACAUGUGGAUGCUACUUGGAGUUGCCAAUUGAUUAUGACAAUUACCCGGAUUUCAGACACGAAAUGAACAAAGUAUUGGAGAGUGGUGUGUGGGCAAUGGACAUAGUUUAGUUGAUUCAGCUGCCAUCAGCAGCCUCCUCAUGUCAAGAUGAUUUAAUGCAAUAUGUAAUAUGUAAAUAUGAAAUUAUAUAAUGUACUGAUGUAUUAAUGUAAUGAGAUUUAAUGUACAUAUUUUGAUAUGUUGGAUUAUGUAAAUAUGUUAUUAUAUGUACUGUUGUAUUAAUGAAAUGUCUUGAAGUCAUCCCGACCAAUACAUAGUUUAGCAGAUUCAGAUGCCAUCAACAGCCUCUUCAUGUCGAGAUUACUUAAUUUUAUGAUUUUGAGAUGCUGGAUUAUAUGUAAAUAGGAAAUUAUAUAAUGUAAUGUGAUUUAAUGUAGAGACUUUGAGAUGCUAGAUUAUAUUUAAUGUGUAAAUAUUUAAUUAUAUAAUGAACUAUUGUAUUAAUGUAAUGUAUUAAAGUUAUCACCACCAAUACAUCGUUUAGCCGUUUCAGCUGCCAUCAGCAGCUUAUAUAUAUCCCCAGCAAUACUUAUGUUGUUUUCUAAAGCUGUUUUAUGGGAAGAUAAUAAAAUAAUAAAAGUUCAUUAAAUUGUG
Molecule: messenger RNA, 2766 nt
Organism: Gadus morhua (Atlantic cod)
Lineage: Eukaryota; Metazoa; Chordata; Actinopteri; Gadiformes; Gadidae
Exons: 3
Coding region: 258-2222 (654 amino acids)
Molecular function (GO): ubiquitin-protein transferase activity
Source: RefSeq, a predicted model, not a curated record